Messenger RNA from Gongylonema pulchrum, 429 nucleotides. The record is from the annotation of a GenBank genome assembly. NCBI's taxonomy places the organism in Eukaryota, Metazoa, Nematoda, Chromadorea, Rhabditida, Gongylonematidae.
AUGAGUUAUCGCCGUGGUGGUGGUGGUAUGCAGCAGAAAUGGGAUGCCAAGAAGAUGACAAUGAAGAAAUUCGUCUACUAUGACAAUGAUGUGGCAUCGCGGUACGAUGAAACUGAUGACGAUGCACAGGACUCCGAGUCACGGUUUUUUCGGUACAUUCCGCGAAUGCCUCAAUAUGGAGGACGCAGUUCAAGGGGUUGGACAAGAGAUGGCAGUCGCGACCACGUCUCCGUAAAGGUGCAUUUGGAUAACAGACGGGACAGGCAGUUAUUACGUGGUUCCGGUGGCGGCUCGUCAGCCACAGCAGUUGUAAUGAAUCAGAUAAAGGUAAUCGAACAUUUCUUUUUAUUACCUGUCAUUGUUUUAUCAACCCGUACGUUCACCAUUUUGUGCACUUUUCGAGGGUUGCUGUCUCCGAAACUGUUUUGA